Molecule: messenger RNA, 2391 nt
Organism: Ichthyophthirius multifiliis
Lineage: Eukaryota; Ciliophora; Oligohymenophorea; Hymenostomatida
Exons: 2
Biological process (GO): epithelial cilium movement involved in determination of left/right asymmetry
Cellular component (GO): centrosome; ciliary basal body
Molecular function (GO): protein binding
Source: RefSeq, a predicted model, not a curated record
AUGAAUAACCAAAAUGAUGAAAGCAUUGAUAACUACAAAGAAAAACUAUUUUAAAGUUUUAAAAAUACUGGAGUUUUAGAUUAAGUCAAAACUCAGCUCCGUCAUAAAAUGAUGGAGAAAUUAGUUCAAUCCUAAAAAUAAUAAAAUUUAUAAAUACAAUAGUUAGACAAUUAAAAAUAAUUAAGAAAGCGUUUAUUAGCAAGUCUAAUAAAUGAAUAUAUGGAUUACGAAUAAUUCCAUUAUUCUCAAAGUAUAUAUUUACCAGAAAGUGGAUUUGCACAAAAAACAUUGAUUCGUUAAGAAAUUUAGGAUAUAAUGAAUAUAGAAGAAAUAAAUUAGAAAGAAAGUUUAUUAGAAAAUCUUAUAUAAAUUCAUUUAAAACCAGAAAAAAGAGUUUCUAAAAACAAUUCAAGUACACAAACAGAACACGCAGAUGCAGUUUUUAAUUUAGAGCAGCGUUUAAAUUCUGUAGAUAAUUAAUUUAAAGAAAAAGUAAAAGAAAUAAGUUGUUAUACUUAAGGAGAUAUGGAAGAAAGACUUUAAAAAUAUAAAAGAGAUUUUGAAAUUCGAAUGAAAGCUGAAAUGAAUACAGAAAUUGUAAGAAUUCGCGAAUUCGAAAUUAGCCAAAUUCGAAUGGAAGAGUAAGAAAAAAACAGAAAAGUAAUGUAGGAUUAUAGAGAAGAUUUAGAGAAAAAUUAUAUGGAAAAAUUAGCCAAAUUAAGGGAUAGAGAAAAGGAUAUUUUCGAAAAAUGUAAUUAGAAAAUGAAAGAAAUAGAGAGCUUAAAUCAUGGACAUAGAUAAAAAAUUUUAAAGGACUUCGAAUUAAUUAGACUCAGGGAAGAAUAAAUUGAAAAACAAAAAGCUUUAAAUGAGGAAAGUGAGAAAUUGGGAAAGGCUAAAAUUACAAAUUUGGAGAAAGAAUUGAAAGAAAAAAUAAAAAAAGCAGAAGAUAGUUAAUUAAUUAUUGAAAAGAAAUAUAAUAAUGAUAUUGCUUAUAGUAAAUUAGAAGCUCAUAGAGAACUUGAGGUUGAAAAAUUGGAAUUAUUGGAAAAAAAAAAAAUUCUUGAUGAAGAUUUAUAUAAGAUUAAAUAAAUGAAAGUAUUUUUUUUAAAUUAAUUUACUGAAUAAAAUAAAAAACUAGCUGAGGAUAAUAGAAAAUUAACGGAAGAUUUACACGAAACAAAAAGGAAAAAGAAAGAAUUCGAAAUCGAAAUAAAUUAAAUAAGGGAAAAUAUGAGAAAUGUAUCAGAAUCAUAUAGAAGAGAUUAAGAAAUAAUAAAAAAUUAUGAAUAAAAGAUAAAAAUAAAAGAAGAAGAAAUAAAUUUCUAUAAAAAUGCUUUAGACGAAAGUAAAAAAAUGAGCGAAUAAAUUAAAAUGAAUUAAAUUGAUUAAUUAAAAAAUUAUAAUAAUGAUAUUUAAGGUUAUUAGGACAAAAUAGAAGAAUUAGAAACGAAAAUUAAAGAAUAUAGAAAAGUGUAAAUGUAAAAUUAAGAAUUAAUUUCUUAAAAAUAAUAAUAAUAAUAAUUUAAUUAAAAUUAAUAGUUAUAUAAUAAUAAUAAUGAAAAUAGAAAUAGUAUGAAUAAUUAAAAUUUUAUUUAGAAAGAACUAGAAGAUCUUAAAAAUAAAAGAAAUAAAUAAAUUUAAAUGUUUUAAAGAGAAAAUGAUUACUUGGAUAAAAAUAAUUCUUUAUAAAAUUAUAAAAUUUUUGAUCUUUAAAAUAAUAAUUUUGGAUAAAAAUAAUUUUUUUUUAAUGAUAAAAAUCUAAUAGAAGAAUCAUUUCGUGAAGAAAUGGAUUAUUUAAAAUAUGAACAAAAAUUAAUGUAAUAAUCAAAAGAAUAAGAAAAAUCAGUUGAAAAUAAUUAAUUAACAAAUUCAAGAUUGAGAGUUUUUACUGAAGUAGAAAGGUCAAGAAAUAGGAAAAAUACAGAAGAUUUUGUUAUUAAAAAGACUUAAAGUCCUACCCGACCUAUAAGUGAUAAGAAAGAUUUAUUAGAUAAUUUGGAGAAAAAUAAAAGUAAUUUUUAUAAAUAAAGCGAAUAAUUACAAUAAUAAAUUAAUACGGAUGUUUCUUAGGAAGGAAAAAAUGAUGUUUUUUCAAAUAAAAAUUUAUUGGAAAUUCCUGAUAUUUAUUAAAAAUAAAAAUAAAAAAUAAUUAAUAUAUCUUUGAAGAUAUUCAUGAUUCUCCUAUUGAAAAUAAAAAUAAGAAUUAUAAUAGUAAUAAUAAUAAUGAUUAUUAAAAUAAAGGCUAACCAUUAGAUUAUGAAAAAAAGAAAAAAGAUGAUUUUUCGGUAAAAAAAGAAGAAGAAAAAAAAAAACGGAAGAAAGAAAAAAACGGAUGAAAAAAAGAUGAUUUUUAAGAAAUUAAAGAUGAUUUUUAAGAAAAAAAAUUGA